Molecule: messenger RNA, 4328 nt
Organism: Homarus americanus (American lobster)
Lineage: Eukaryota; Metazoa; Arthropoda; Malacostraca; Decapoda; Nephropidae
Product: glutathione S-transferase 1-1-like
Exons: 7
Coding region: 386-1105 (239 amino acids)
Biological process (GO): glutathione metabolic process
Molecular function (GO): glutathione transferase activity
Source: RefSeq, a predicted model, not a curated record
UGUGAGGCCGUCAGUGGAGGUGGACGUUGCUCGGGUCUGCGCGUAGUCACUGGAUGCUGGUGUGUGUUGACUCCAGAUCCUCGCUCUCUCCUACACACAGGUGUACAGUACGCUACCUGACCACCACCACCACCACCACCACCCACCUGGUUCUCUCUGACGCCCUCUACAGGUGUGGUCAGCCUCUACACGACGCUGGUGAGACAUCCGGGCGACCCAGCCAGCCAGUGACCCGCCUCAACUCGUCCCUCUCCUCUCACUCCCUUCAGUGCCUUGGUCAGGAGCCCUCCACACCUCCUUCAUUGCCUUCCCCAGUGCCUUAGGUGUCCCUUCAAGAGCCCUAAAGUUCCUUGUUAGGGGUUUGUAAGUACCGAGAGCCCCCAAGAUGGCCUGGUUAAGCACCGAGUUUUACUUCUACAAGGGCAGCGCCCCCUGUCGCGCCGUCUGGAUGACCCUGAAGGUGUUGAAGGUGGACCACGAGGAGAAGAUCGUCGACCUCCUGAAGGCGGAGAACAAGAGGCCGUGGUUCAUCAGGAUGAACCCCCAGCACACUGUACCAACCUUCAACGACCACAGUUUCAUUCUCUGGGAGAGUCGAGCCAUCAUGAUGUACCUGAUGAACAAACAUGGUGCGGAGGAGAACCAGUACCUGUACCCAAAGGAGGCUGAAGAGAGAGCCAAGGUGGACCGUAUGAUGUUCUUCGACAUGGGCACCCUCUACCACGCCAUCAAGGAGUACUUCGGCCCAAAGAUCCACCAGGGACUUCCACCCGACCCAGACAAGGAAAACCUCCUCAAGACCAGCCUGGAUUACUUGGAUCACUUCCUGGAGAUUGGUGGUGUUCCUUACCUGUGUGGGGAGAGGAUCACCAUCGCUGACAUCGCUGUACUUGCCUCCGUCACUGAACUCGAUGCCAUGGACUACAACUACAAGUGCUAUGGUGAACUCUUCAGGUGGAGUGAGAGGGUCAAGGAGAACUUCCCCCACUACAAGGAGUGUUGCCUGGAGGGCGUGGAGAUGACCCGAGCCCGAGUCAAGCAACUGGAGGCUGACCUGAAGAAACAGAUGGAGAAAGAACGUAAAGCUUCCAUCACCAAGAAGUAAAGCGAUUGACAGUGUUGGAGGGUAAUGGUGAUGUCUUUACUCCUCCUCCCUGUUAGGAAAUAUAAAGUGGAUUUUAUCAUAGAUACUAUUUAUUAUUAAUUAAAUAGAUGAUAAACUCGAGAUAACAGGCAGAUGUAGUUAGUUAUACGACCACCAGAUUCUGUCAGAGUGAAUAUAUAUAUAUUAAUUUUCUUUCCCCUCCAAUUAUCAGAUGGAUUUUAUCAUAGACUAUUUAUUAAUUAUAUGAAAUAGUUGGUAACUCAAGAUAAUAAUUAGACAGCUGUAUGUAGUUAGAAAUUACCACCAGAAAUAGUUAUAGUUGAUCACUCCUGCCAGACUGCUGUUAGAUGGGGUGUCCAUGACUGCCAUCUGUUAAUCCAUAGGUUAUAGCACAAGGUUUACCAGCAGUAGAGAGACAUAGAUCUUAGCUCAAACCCUUCAACAGAGAGAAAAGAUAUAUUUUUUAUUAAAGAGAAUGACUGCUCGGUUCUCACUUGAGGAAGGUGUUGCACUUGUUUGUGUUAACUAUGUGGUUGGUUAGUGAAUUAAAACAGGUGUUGAAAUUAGUGUUUUGGAUUGACAAGUUAAAUAGUUAUUGAUUUUUUUUACUUUGACUCGUUAGUUCCAUGGUUACUGAAGUCUGUUUAGUAGAGGAUUUUGUCAUAACUAAUAAAUACAUAUAAUCCACAGUAGUUAAUUACAUUGUGUACUGACGUUAUAGAGGGUUUUCCAAGUGAUGAAUGCAGUCAGUUCUUAGUAGCCCAAAACAUUGUGUGGUUGCUUAGAAGUAAUGUUUGAUGUAUCGUUAAUAUAACUACAUCAGUGAGCAAUAUACUUAACUGAAUUUUGACCGUUUGUUAUUUAUACUAUGUUGUGUAAGUUAUGGACUGUGUUCUUAUUUAGGUACAGUACUUCAAUGGAUUCAGUUACAAUAUGCCCCAGUGAUGUAUGUUAAGUCUCUGGAAAUUUUCACUUCUUCAAAAAGAUGUUUUGUUGUGUUUGAACUUUUAUUCUUAUUAUUUUGUUGUUCUGGACAGACUGCACUAGUAGGUGGUAAUUUUUGUCCUUGGUAUUUUAUUGCUUAUUGUGUGGUUCUAAGUUGGAAGAAGGUUUUAUAAAGGUUUAGGUAUACGGUCAUGAUGUGUAGUAAAGGUUUCCAUAAAAAGACAACUAAAUUGGAAACGUAUCCAAUUUACUUUUUCUUAAGUUCAUAUCUUGGUUCUUGGUUGGACACAGUUUUGAUCUCGCAUUAAGAUACUAAACCUACUGUAAUAGGGUUCAUGUAAAAUCUUGCUGGCAGUAUUGCAGGAGUAUCAAAACUGAAUGCUCUCUACAACAAGGCCAAUGGAAAAGUAUUAUGUGCAUUAGAUACAUAACUGUAUUUAUCUGAUGUCCAACUUUGACAAGUCUAGGAGAGACUUCUUACCCUGACAGCCACACAAGAAUGGAACUCCCAGAAAUGUGACGACAACAGAAUCAAUCGCUUCUGUCAUAAUAGUUUUAAGAAUUGAACAAUCUAAAAGCAGGAACAAUAUACUGUAUCUUGAUGUAUAGCAUCGUACCAUCUUGUUUGCUGAUUGGUUGUCAAGGAAGGAAGUCUUAUCCAAGUCUGUUUUCAUAAUGGAAGAUUUCAUUAGAGGUUGUAUAUGAGUGUGGCUUACCCUAUUUGCCAUUGCCAUAGGCUAGGCUGUCUCUCCUAAUGAUGCUGUCAUUCAUGUACUGGUGACUUGUUGUGUUAUAACGACAGUCACCCAUAUAUGAGUGUAGUAGUGACUCGUCAUAUCUUAAUGACAGUCGCUCACAUAUGCUUGUACUGGCAAAUUGUCACGUCUUACUUAAUGGCGCAAUAACUUAAUUAGGCCUGCACUGGUGACUCUGUCAUCGUACUCAGUGAUGCAGUCACCCACAUACACCUGUACUGGUGAUUCAUGUCUCAUUUAAUGGUGGUCACCCAUAUAAGCCUGUAGUGGUGACUCAUCAUUCUGUCUCAGUAUUAAUGUUGCUUCUGUUCACGUCAUCAUCAGCGCCACAUACUUGUGUCUUUCAGUGGUCCUUGUAGGGAAGGAGAAGAUGUUCUGUGUUAAAGUGUACGCAAUAUGUACAGUACUUACGUCUCUGAAUCUGAAUCCACUACAUUAGUAUCCAUUUAUCUGAUACGUUAAUGGUAUCAUUGUUUUAUUACCGGACUCCAACAGAAUCCAGAAUAAUUUUAUCAGAAAAAUUACUGAAAAAUUAUCUUCAGUGUUUUGUGACUUGGAUUUUGGAAUGAUUACUUGAGGAAUGUUUAUUGUUUGUUUUGUAUCAUUACGUUAUCACUUGUUUCAGAUAGCAACACAAAAGACCCUAAACCAUAACAGAUUAUGUAGAGCUUUGCAAACGUUUCUGGAUUGCUUAAACAGUUCAAAAUCUUCCUGAAAAGAGCGACUCAUAUUAUUGACAGAACCACUUUAAAAUAUCUCUCUUUAAAAACAUUUCUAAAACUUGCAAAUUCUUGAGAUUGAGAGAACAUUUUUCCUCUCCUGCAAGAUGCUGUAAGACUUUAUAUAUUCACAGCGAUGAUUUCUCGACAAUAUUUAUCCGAGAAUUUGGCAAGUUCUCACACGUCUUAGGACAAAUAUAACGCAAAAGAAUUCUCAUCUGUGUAGCAAGUUUGCAGAUGGAAGCAAUUUGUCCGCUCUAUGUAAUUUGGUGGUUUUCAAAAGCGCUUGAUUUUAUAUAAGUAACUUGGCUCUCUGGCACAGGGUCACUCUUCACUACUCUCAAGUCGACCUUUGUGUUUAUAUGUGACCUAAAUCUCAUGAAAAACUGAGAUCUCUUAUACAGUAAACUUACAUAGUGCUUCAGAUGCUAAUUCUAAGUAGUCAUAUAUAUUAGAUAAAGGUUUUCAUUCCUGUGUCAAGUAUAGGUAUAUUUAAGUGAAAAAAAAUUCUGUAAAUGUCCGCUUAACACCAAACAGUGCAGGAAUGGCGAGUAUAUAUGAUUACAGUACUGUGCCUUAAACCAAUUAUGAUUACCUAUGGGUGGUAAUUUUUGUUUCCUCUCAUAAUAAAGAUACUGUAAUUGGAACUAAACUCUUUGUGACAUAAUAUUCAUAGAUUAAUUAUGUUGAUUUGAGCGAUAUACUGUAUUGAGUGGGGCCUGUGUCUGGACUGAUCAUUGUAGUUCUGUUGGUGACAUUUUGAAGCUUUCUGUCAACAGUGUGAAAUAAAAGUGUUAUUCCAUA